GCUGCUGGCGGGUUCGGCGGCAGCGGGUGCUGGAUUGACGGCUGGAUCGUGUUACUGGUUUGAUUGCACCAUUUUAUUUACUUAGCUCAUUGUUUAUUUUAAAAAAUGACUGAGGAAUUAAUUAAAAAAUUAAAUAGAAGGCGCGGUGGGCUUAAAAGUCAAUUGACGGUUUUUAAAGACUUUGUAAAAACUAUACAAGGGUCCGAGCUCUCGUCUUUAGUAGUAAAAGAGCUGAGUUUGCGAUUAGAUGGACUUCGUAAAAUAAUGGUUGAUUAUGAUGCCGUACAAGUUCAACUUGAAGAUAUUUGCUCUAAUUUAGAUGAACAAAUAGCAGAACGGACCCAGACCGAAAGUCUUUUUUAUUCACAAAUUGCGUUAGCGCAGGAUAUAAUUGAUACGUUUUCGGCCAAAAAUGGUGGCGGUAAUGACUCAACUAAAUUUAGUUCUUGUGAUGAAAAACAUGCGUCAGUUCGUCUACCAGUAAUAAAUUUGCCGACGUUCGAUGGAACUUACACACGUUGGUUGGAGUUUAAGGAUUUAUUUGAGUCAUUAAUCAAUAAUAACGAAUCAAUUGCGCCGAUAAAUAAAUUCCACUAUUUACGGAAUUCAUUGCAAGGAAGUGCUAGUUUAGUAAUAAGGUCAAUUGAUUUUUCUGCCAGCGGAUACGAGCUUGCGUGGAACACAUUGUGUGAAAGAUAUAAUAAUAAAAAUAUUUUAAUAAAUAAUCAUUUGAGCGCGAUCAUAAAUAUUAAUCCUAUACAAAAGGAAUCGUUUAAGUCUUUAAGGUAUUUAAUUGAUACUGUAUCCAAAAAUUUAAAUUCUUUGGAUACGUUAGGUAUUUCAACUCAGGGUUGGGACCCACUAGUAAUAUUUUUGGUCUCGGCGAAGUUAGAUCCCAAAACAAAUGGAAAGUGGGAGGAGUAUAAAGGCAGUUUUUCACGCCUACCCUCAAGUGAAUUAAAUAAAAAUUCUUCCGAAGUACCUACUUUAGAACAUUUUAAGGAGUUUUUGCGUAAUCGGGCUAAUGUUUUAGAAACGAUGUUUUGCAGUCGGUCAAAUGAAAUUAAACCUGUUUUUAAGGAAAACAAGAAUACUAAGUCUUUUGUUGCAGCUGGCGAGGGACCACGAAUUAAUUCGUGUUUAGUAUGUGGGCAGAACCACCAUGUUUACCAGUGCUCCAAGUUUAAAUCUAUGAGUCUGGAGGACAGGCUCGUGGAGGUGUCAAAACAUAAACUUUGUAACAAUUGUCUUCGAGCGGGACAUGAUGGUUCUCAAUGCACUUUAAAGGGUUCCUGUCGUAAUUGUAAGAAAAAACACAAUUCACUUUUACACUGUGAAAGUGUCAGUAAUAAUAAUAAUAAGGUUGCAACUACCGACACUGCAAAACGUAUAAACUCUUCCGUUAACAUGUCAACUGCAGAUGAUGACGAGUCGGGUCAAGUUAUGUUGUGCACGGCUCAGGUCGAAGUAUAUUGUCCUAAGAGUAAUACUACUCAUCUCGCUCGCGCGCUCUUAGACAAUGCUAGUCAGUCGUCUUUCAUCUCUGAGAGUUUUAAGAAAAAGUUAAAUCUACCCACAAAUAAAAUUGAACCAUUUGAUAUCACUGGGAUCAAUAAACAAAAAACGGAGAUAUCCGAACGUAUCCAACUAAAGGUUAGGUCUCGCGUUAAUUCGUAUGAAUUAGAUGCUAAUUGUUGGGUGAUCCCCACAAUUGCGGAUGAUCUUCCCUAUGUAGCAAUUGAUGUUGAAAAAUUGGAUUUGCCCCAUGUUGAGUUAGCCGAUCCGUUGUUCUAUAAACCGGAUGAGGUCGAUAUUUUGUUGUCAGGGGACAAAUUUUUCAAGGUUCUUAAACCUGAUCAAGUAGAGUUAGGAGAAGGAAAACCCAUCCUACAAGAUAGUAAGUUCGGGUGGUUAGUAGCUGGUCGCACGGACGAAAGCUACAACCGAUGCAAUGUUUAUUGUCAUUUAGCCACUACAAGGCGCAAGACGUCACUACAAGAUGUCGAUGAUUCUCUGAAGCGUUUUUGGGAGGUGGAAAAUUUGCCUUCCGAUUGUAAGUCUUUAUCUAUUGAUGAAGAGUUUUGUGAAACUCAUUAUGUUGAAAAUACAGUUCGUUUACCUGAUGGUCGAUUCUCUGUACAGAUGCCAUUCAAAGAAAAACCCGAGGAUGCUCUCGGAAACUCAUAUCCUAUAGCUAUGAGACGUUUUUUAAACUUAGAAAAGAAGUUAGAUAAAAAUCCCAUCGUCAAAAAUCAAUAUCGCGAUUUUUUGCAAGAAUAUGCCGAUUUGGGACAUAUGACUGAAGUGGGACGGCCAAGUUUCGGGUGCUAUUUGCCCCACCACUGUGUUAUUCGUGAGCAAAAAGAAACUACCAAGCUUCGUGUCGUUUACGACGCUUCAGCUCUGACAAGUUCUGGCAAGAGUCUGAAUUGCAUUCAGGCUAUAGGUCCGGUUGUGCAAAGUGACCUAUUUUCAAUUCUUUUGCGUUUCCGUACUAAUAGGUUCGUUCUGACAGCUGACAUAGAGAAGAUGUACAGGCAGGUCUCCCUCAGCGAACAACAGCGCCACCUGCAGCUCAUUUUGUGGAGAGACCAGGCUGAUCAGCCUGUCAAGAUUUUUCAGCUCAACACUGUUACGUAUGGGAUGGCUUCGGCACCUUUUGUCACCACAAGGUGUCUCAAGCAACUAGCUCUUGAAUGUCAGGAUGAAGUCACGUCUAAUGUUAUCAAAAAUGAUUUUUACAUUGAUGACCUCAACACAGGGUCGUCAACGGUAGAAGAGUUGAAAUAUAUUUACGAAAAUGUUGUCAAUGUCCUAAAUUCUGCAUGCUUUCCCCUGCGCAAGUUUCGCACAAAUUGUCCACAAAUUUUAGAAGAUCAGUCAGGGUCUACAAAUUGCCUUGACUUUAAUAAUGAUGCUUAUGUUUUAGGCCUAAAAUGGUCCCCUCAGGCGGAUACGUUGCAUUUUCCUAUAGACUUUGCACCGCCAAAUAAAAUAACAAAACGAACAAUCAUAUCUACAACUUGCAAAUUGUUCGACCCAUUGGGUCUUCUUUGUUGUUGUAUUAUAAAACCUAAGAUUCUUCUUCAGAAUUUAUGGGCUGCCAAAUUGGACUGGGAUACUCCAGUGCCUUUGGAAUUUGAAAAAAGGUGGUUGAAGUUUGUCAACAAUUUGGAUCAUUUGUCAAAUAUAAAUGUUAGUAGACAUGUUCUUUCCGAUUUACCUAAUACUGAGCGCACAGAAAUUCAUUGUUUUGCUGAUGCGUCCCAAGAAGCUUAUGGAGCUUGUGUUUAUUUGCGGUCGGUUGAUAGCAAUAAUCAUGUCACAGUUCGAUUGCUUUGCGCAAAGGCCCGAGUGGCCCCAAGUGGAAAAAUUUUAAGCAUUCCAAGGCUCGAGCUGUGUGCCAGUUUGUUGGGCGCUCAAUUGUGCACGAAAGUAGCUCAGUCUAUAAAAGCUAAAAUUGAUAAAUAUGUUAUGUGGACCGAUAGCAUGGUCGUUCUCGGUUGGCUUAAAUCGCAGUCUAAAACUCUGCAAACUUUCGUACGCAAUCGAGUAAAUAAAAUUAAUGAGUUGACUCAAGGUCACGAGUGGAGACACGUACCUACGGAUUCAAAUCCGGCAGACCUAGCAUCGCGGGGUGUUGAUCCGCAGCAUCUGCCGUCUUUGUCUUUCUGGUGGGAAGGUCCUUCGUUUCUGAAGAAGGAUUCUGUGGAGUGGCCUUCUAUGCCUCAAGCUCCUUCAGACUUGCCUGAAGUCAAGGCGUUAUUAACAACUGUCAGAGACGAAACCUCAAGUUUUGGCGCGCACAAUGAGCUGGGUAGAGUUUUACGGUCCAGCUGUCAUCCAGUUUCGGAUUACGCGGCUAACGAAUCCAUUAAUUUUAAAUUCAUUCCCGCGUACGCGCCAAAUUUCGGUGGCAUAUGGGAGGCCGGCGUCCGCGCAGCUAAGUUUCAUUUAAAACGUAUUGCGGGCAACGCGAACCUGACGUUUGAAGAGUUGACUACUCUUUUUGUGCAAAUAGAGGCUAUCCUCAACUCCAGACCAAUCACUCCUCUCUCGUCAGACCCCAACGACAUGAAUCCCCUUACCCCAGGGCAUUUUUUAAUCUCUCGGCCAUUGACUUCUUCUGUGCCUUCUCUACCCGUCACGGGAAAUCCAGCUACCAGAUACAAGCGCAUCGAGCUACUCCGGCAGCAAUUUUGGGAGAGAUGGCGUCGUGAAUUCAUGGCUGAACUUCAACAGCGCGUGAAAUGGAAAACCAAUCAGCGAGGAAUCCAGCUUGGUGAUCUCGUGCUUUUAAAAGAAGACAACCUGAUGCCGCUACAAUGGCGCAUGGGGCGUGUCAUUCAUCUCUACAAGGGCCCUGAUGGUGUUUGUCGGGUCGCUGAUAUACAAACAGAAAAAGGUCUAAUCAAAAGGGCCGUAAACAAGAUGUGUCUUCUGCCAACUGAUCCUGAACCCAAUGACGAGGGAAAUAAUUCAAAGGAUGAUCAGACCGAUCCCUAA
Messenger RNA from Leguminivora glycinivorella, 4506 nucleotides. RefSeq lists its product as uncharacterized. NCBI's taxonomy places the organism in Eukaryota, Metazoa, Arthropoda, Insecta, Lepidoptera, Tortricidae. The transcript has 3 exons. The record is from RefSeq and is a predicted model, not a curated record. Gene Ontology annotation, molecular function: nucleic acid binding. Bases 106 to 4506 code for a protein of 1466 amino acids.